UAGUGCAAAUCAGUGGAGAAUAUUAUGUUGGUUUAUUUUCGAAAAAAAAAGAUACUUGGUGAAUUAUAGGCAAAGAAUUAACAAUAUCGAUUGUUGUUAUCAGUUGAAUGUUGAAGAUUUUGCUCCGGGAUUGGCAGGUAGUGCAUAAAACGAAUAGGUAAACAUGAGCUCGCGUCACAAACGAUCAUCGAUCUUGAAAAAACGGCCCUCGGUUGAUCCGGGUAGUCUGGAAGCUAGUCCAUCGGAAGCGACCAUAACGACUAAGGCAACAAAACGGAUCGGUUUCAAACCGAAAAAAUCCGUCAAAGAAUUUUUUGCAUCAGAUGAAACAGCUACGAUUUGGUGUAAUUCGUAUGAGUUAUCUGCGGAUGUUACGCCACCGUGUCUGGUUAUUAACGACGAUACGACGUUGAAAAAUGCGUCUGAGAUGGGUGUUUGUCUGCCGAAGCCGAUGGAAAGAGGCCAGGGGAACAAAGAGAAUUUAUCGGCGGUUGAGGAUCGUCGAAAUAGCUGUAGCGAAAGCAGUAUUUGGGACCUAUCUAUAUCAGCCCAUGAAGACGAGAAGCGGCGAGUAAAAUUGGAGAAUUCUAUCAAUUCUAGUGUUUUGAACAUGACCGAACGACUUGUACAGGAACCGAUUCCUCAGAGCAGGCAAGUUUUACGACAGAAGCAAGAGGGACCUUUUGAGGCUUCCAGUGCAAUGGAUAUAAGUCCAGCUAAAGUAGAUGGAAAAAUGAAUUCCCCCAAGAAAAUACUCUAUCAUCAUCCGAAGCAGAAAAUGUUCGUGUCGAUCGAUGUGAAAAACGAAAAACAACUGACGCAGCAUUUAGAUGAUUCGGAAAUUAAUUUCUUUGGCCCACAGGAAAGUCAAGCUGUGACUAAAAUCACGGGAGCAUCUAAAAUCCUUUUCCAAACAUCUAAUACUCCCAAUGAAAGGCGAAACAAAUCGAUUCAGACUGAACAGCGUCCUUCGACCGUCGAUUUGCGGUCAACCCUUGUUAAUGCUGAUUUGUCUGCAAAUUGGAAUUCACACGUUGCGGCUUCGGAACCAUUCAGUCAACAUUUGACGUUUGGAAACAGUCAGUUUGAAAUUUCGGAAGCCUGGAAUUCUCAUCCGGCUGCGGCGUUGAGGCUUAAAAUGUUCCAGCAAGGGUUGAAAUCGGCGGAUUUCGAUUCGCGUCUAUCAGAUGAUGGAGGAGGAGAAUGCACCGAAGACGUGGAUACAACACUUGCCAUCACACAGACGGUUGCGAAAAUGCUGGCACCAGGUUCGAGGCCAGUUUCGUUGGAUAACACUCGACUUGCAGAGCCGGAAAAUAUGGAUAUUACGAAACGAAGGGAAAGUCAUGGCGGAGAAGCAGAGAUGGAAACAUCUGCCCACAUGGAUGUAGCCGAAGAUGCAUCUGUUAGCGACGUACUCAUUCCGGUCAACGGAUUAAGCAGGGCGCGGCCAUCGUUUGUUCCGAGUGCUACUCCAAUGGCUCACAGUGAGAGCGAGUGUAAUUCACCUAAGGAGGUUGAAUCGAUCUCUGGACAACGACACAAAGCAGAUCAGCGUGCUACAAUCUUGGAAGUAGUUCCAAUCGAGAGCUUAGAGUUGAAUCCAGGAGCGUUACCGCCUGAUUUACCUGUUAAAAGACAAACCAUGUUGCUAGAAGAUAAAAUCGUAGAAGAUGAUCCUUUUCUAACAGUACCCCAAGUUGAAGUUAAGACUCCGCCAAGGUCAACCAUGAGACAUACAGUUUACGAGUCCGGCAUGGACCAAUCUCCAGCGGAACGAGGGGCAAGGAACGGUAUAACCACUCCAAUGGUUAUAAUGGAACCAGUGAAAAUAGAUUUCCCGGAAUUAAUCUUUGGUGAUAACAGCUUCGGUAUAGAGCUGACCAAGAACUCUGAGACACUGCAGCAGGAAACAAAUCGUCCGAAAAUUCACCGAAUACCAUCCAGAAGAUUUAAAUUUGGUUUUAAUACCGUAGACACUACAAAAGUCGAAAAGCAACAGACACCCAUAUCCAUUGAUCGCGCUAGCAUUGCUGUGGAUUCGCCGGAUUCUAAGCCUAUUACUGAACCUAGUCGAAAAACAGUCAAUGCUGUUGCGGAUAUUUCACUGGAUAUAAAUAUGUUGAACGUCUCCAACAAAUCAGCUAAGGAUCCUAGAAGGACAGAGUUUCACAGCCAAGAUGUGUCUAUGGAGAGUCCUGUGAGUGAGAAGCCGUCCCCAAAACGUUCGACAGUUUUCACGAACGACAACAUUAACGAAUCACAUCAAUCGUCGCUUGGUGAAGCUCCUCAGUGUCCACGGGCAACAAUAUUGUUCAAUGAAAAGCUGAACCAAACUCGUUUGGAACCUCGUUCAGGGUCGUUGGAAGAUCUUAGAAACUACGGACAGUCACGCAGAACAGUACAGCGAAUAGAAGCAAUGGAUUGCGUUUCUUCUGACUCGCCAAGCGUUGUACAGCCAAACAACACACGUCGUACCGAAUUGUUGGUGGGUGAUAUGGAUCAGUCUGUGUUGUGCGUGGAAGAUGCUCAACCUAACCCAAGAUUGACCGCUGUUGCUAUCGAUAAUAUGGAUGUAAUUGCAAGUCACUCACCUCUUGCUGCGGAGGUGCACUUCGAAAACAAAAACCAACGUGAAACCAUCAGUUUCAAUGCUGACAUGGAUCAGUCCAGUUGCACAAGGAAGUCAUCUUCUUUGGAGCCACCAAGCAACAAACAGAAAUCCCGGCAAACCAUAAUCGGUCGCGAAAGUAUGGAUCAGACACUGAUUGACGGACGCGCAGUAACGGUACAAGAAUUCCAACAACCUUCACAACGAACUUCAAUUUUCUGCGGGGCUAAUAUGGACGAGACGUGCGUUGCUACCCUAUCCGAAUCUCGUCACAUUCUACCAGAAGUUCAAAAAUCACGCCUAACCAGCCACCGUGAAGCAGCUAUGGACGAGACUUGUAAAAGUAUUCCUGCCAUGCUGGAACAAACCGGACAUCAAACACCUGGGUUAAGCAGUUUUGUUGCUGAACACAUGAAUCAGGAAUCGUGCAUUGAGCAACAAUCUAGACGGACUGUUUUCAAAGAAGUAGACAUGGAUGAAACAGCGACUAACAAGUGCGAUGAUAUCACUGAAGGAACCAUUCGACAAUCGCCAACUCCUAAGAACAACGUUAACCACAGUGAAGCACUAAUUUCGUUUCCAAAAUCACGGCAUACAAGCUGUACUUUAGUGAAUAUUGACGAAACGCUUUCCCCUGCUCGAAAAUUGGAGGCGACGCUUCUAGAGCGGUCCAAAAUUGGCGAACAACUAUCGAUGCAAAAAUCAAGAAACACUGUACAUCAGGAAGCAGCAAUGGAUGAGACGCGAUCUGGGACUCCACUGCAGCCAACACGUGAAAGCAUUGUUAGAAAGCCUCCUCUCGUUUACGAAACGAUAGAUUUAACUACGUCGCCUCAACAAAGCAUGAGUCACACGUUGCCGAACAAAUCUCGCCUGGCCGUACUCGCAGAUCGUGCAAUGGAUCAAACCAUUCCACUGGAAGAACCCUCUCAACCAGUCAAAAUCCCCUUACCACCUCGUUAUACCACUUACAAACAGGAUUCGAUGGAGGAAACAGUCGCAGCUAGUUCGGCCGCAGUGGACAAUAUACCGCAACCAUUCCAAGCGCUAAACGAGUUAAAACUACGCAGGACUGUUUCCUGCGAAAUGGACAUGGACCAGACCAUUGGUGCACGAGUUUUGACCGUCGAAAUGGAUGACAGUGGAGGCGAUGAAGACGGUGUUGAUGUUGAAGAAGUCACCACCCGCUUGGAUGAUCGGCGAUUUGAGUUCGAUGGAACGGGCAACAACGGUAUAAUUGUGCCAGAUAUGACCUCCAUGGAUGUUUCGGUUAUCAAAUUUUCAUCAGUACCACCAGAAAGUACUCACAGCUCUCGCCGUACUAUUAUUCAGCCUGUCAAUAUUGCAGAAGAUCCGGUCAAAUGCGAGUUAAAGAUCGAGCAAUCGCAAUCGAUACUGAAUGCAGAAUCCCCAACGUACACCAUCAAGCAAGAGCAGGCAGACAAAUCGGGCUUUUCGUUUGUCGUUCCGCAGUUGCCGGACGACUGCGUACUGCGAUGUGCAGCGCAAGUCCCUGUUUACAGAUCAAAUCAAACGUUAAAAAUGCCACCUCAAUUAUCGCAACCGGAAUGCCUUGCUGACUCCAUUACUGAGUCCAGUUUCUAUAGCAGAAAAAUCAGUCCGAUGGCUGACCUGAGUGAAAUUACCGAGAUGGUCGACUUGACCUAUGGAUCUGGUAGGAGGCCAGUGGUACCAACGGGUGAUGUCAGUAUAGUUCUAAAAGAGGUGGUGGAGCCUCCGAUGUUUCAACCUGCGGUGCCGGUUUCCGUGAUACAGGAAACUCCUAAAAAGGCCAGCAUGAUACCGGUGCGCAAGAGCCGGGGAUCCAUUUUUGACAGGCUAUCAAUGGAUCUAGACGAAUCUGGAAUCGUGCCAAUUGUUCCACAGGAGCAAGCAGCAGGCUGCGAAUCUGCAGGGGAUCGUGAUCUAAAAAUGGCCGAUGUCGUGAAGAAUGACCAUCCUUGUCCACUAGAACCAGCUGAAGUAAAAGUCCUAGUCAAAAAUGAACAUGUCAUUGAAUCCAGUGACGACGAAUUUUUCGAUGCUGUUCCUGGUAGCGCAUCGUUUGAUGAACCAGAUGAAGACAUUGUUUGUGUAACUCAUGAAGCUAUGACACGUAGUGACGCUAAGGGACGUGGUGGAUUAAAGUUCACUGAAAUCAAUGAUCUUGAGCAAUCCCUCAUGCUACACAAUCAGACAACCGUAGGAUGCAAAUCGCUCAAAUUCAUCGAUGUGAAUGAUUUAGAACAGAUGACAUUGUUAAAUCAAAAACGUCAAUUGUCGCGAAUAUCGAAAUCUGUACUAUUGGAGCAAGAUCCGUUAAACGUAUCCCUUACUGAUGACUAUCCGAUGAAAAAAAGGAAAACUAAAAUUCCGACUCCUGUAAGUCAUACCAAAAUCCAACAACCCGAACGAACAACGCGACGAGUUACGUUUCACCAGGAUUUAGUGAAUUCUGGGGGAGACGAAACCAAUAAGGGUCCUGAAGUCGAAACGGUUAUUAUUAAAGAUGAAUUUGCAUCGAUCAUUGAUGAUGAACCUGAUGAGGGCAGCAAAUUUGGACAGACCCUUCUAACUGAUCCAUCGGUUUUUAUCAUUGAAGAAAGCGAUUUGUUGGCCAAUGAAUCAAAUAUUUCGCUUGUGAAAUCCCCUAGUUCCGAGAAAAUCAUCCCAGGAAGUACUUUUAAAUUAGAUAAUACAUACUUCCACGAUUAUGUCAAUCUGACACUACACAUAGAUCAGGUUGAAAACACUUCGUGUAUAGUCAUCAGCGACGACUCAGUGACCGUUCCAACUGGUAGUAAAACACAGGAUUUGAAAUCUGAACCACUAGAGGAGCGAUUAACUUUGGAGGAUCUUCCGGGCAGGAUUAGUAAAACGCGGGAAUCUGUUGUUUUCAACUCUACUGUAGCAAGCGAAGUUAUGUAUGAACUGAAGCAACAAGUGUCUCAAGCUGGAAAAGGAUGCUGUAGCUUUGAAGGUAACUGCAAUUGUCGAAAUAGACGAACUAUGGCAGCUGUUAAACGGGACAACGUGGAAACAGUGCGAGAAAUGUGGAAUCAAAACUUUGACCGAAUUUUGGAGUCCGUUUCCGAAGUUCCUAAGCAGGAUGUUCCACUGGAUACUCGGAUUUGCGAAGUCCUUAGCAGGCCCAUGAAGCCACUUCCGCUUCCCUGCCUAGAAAAACAAAAACCACACCUUCCAGAGACCCCACCAAUAUGGUUUCUAUGUGAAAAUUAUAUGCGGUCCCUACAAAUCAGUAAUACACCGAAUAAAGUGUACAACUUGUGUGAUCUGCCGGCGACUCCCAGCGUAACAGCAUUAAUCAGCAACAAGCUUGAAACUGAAGGGUAUCGAUGGUUUUUGGACGUCUCGGAUGAGUUGAAUAUGCACCUUUAUCUGCGGCACCGCAUCUUGCGAAGUAUUCGGUUCAAAUUACAACUUCAGAAAACUAAACGUUGGUAUAGCAAGGAAGAGGACGUACGGAUCGUUUGGAUGGAAUGCGUGGAGAAUCGUAACGAUCUAGUUCGCUCUGCUAGGCUCCUCGUAGCUCAUCUUGAAUUCGUACGAGCUAUGGACAAAAUCACAGUCGAUCAUCUGUGUUCACGGAAUCCCACCACUGCUUAUAUGAUGCGUUUGAUCGAGCAGCUGGAUUCUAUCAUUGAGCCGAUUUUUAGCAAGGUCGACCAAUUGUACCGGAUAGUUCGCAACAAUGGAGCCAUCCUAGAACAACUUGGAAACGAUGAUCAACUAGUAAUUCAUAAGUUUUACGAAUAUCAACACAACGGUGUGAUUCACUGGAACCGGAUAUCCCUGCAGUUCAAUGCGAUGGAUCGAAUAGAUCAUCAUAGUGUGCUUUUCCAUCGCAAGAUGAUUAAUGCAGAGUGUCUUUUUCCGACUGAGCAUCAAUGCGGAAGGGUCGGUAUUCAGGGAUUGAUAUUUUUGGAGUGUUUUCUAUGGAAUGUUGAGAAAAUUUCUACUGGUUAAUUUAUAUUUAAGACAAUAAUUGUACAGGUUUUUUUUAUGUCAACAAUAGUCUUCUUCUAUAGUGUUACCUAUUGUUCACUCCGCAAAUACAAAAUAUUAAAUCUAGCUUCAGAACGAAAGAUUAUUUCGCAUCAUCGUCGUAAAAAUAAAGCUUCACGUCAUUUGAGGUGCCGUUCGAAAUAGCUUCAAAUGUGUAUCUUUU
Molecule: messenger RNA, 6800 nt
Organism: Ochlerotatus camptorhynchus
Lineage: Eukaryota; Metazoa; Arthropoda; Insecta; Diptera; Culicidae
Exons: 8
Coding region: 164-6598 (2144 amino acids)
Source: RefSeq, a predicted model, not a curated record